Molecule: messenger RNA, 778 nt
Organism: Centruroides sculpturatus (bark scorpion)
Lineage: Eukaryota; Metazoa; Arthropoda; Arachnida; Scorpiones; Buthidae
Gene: MCTS1
Product: malignant T-cell-amplified sequence 1-A-like
Exons: 6
Coding region: 216-647 (143 amino acids)
Biological process (GO): formation of translation preinitiation complex
Molecular function (GO): RNA binding
Source: RefSeq, a predicted model, not a curated record
GAAGAAGUAUCAUUCUCAAAUGUUAUUAUCCAUUUUCCAAAGAGACGUGGAAACAUUUUGGAAACUUAUUGUGCUCAAAACAAUUAAAAAGCAGCAAAACAACAGACAGAUUUGACGAAAAGGAUCAUGUAUCUGGAGUAACACAAUUAAAGUCGUCUGUUCAAAAAGCCAUUAGGAGUAAAAUCUUGGAACAGUUUCCAUAUCUUGAGGAUUACAUGAAUCAGAUUUUACCCAAAAAGGAGUCUCUUAGAGUCAUCAAAUGUCAUGAUCAUAUUGAGAUCCUUGUAAAUGCAAGUGGUGAAUUACUGUUUUUUCGUCAACGUGAAGGACCUUAUAUACCAUGUUUAAGGCUUCUUCAUAGAUAUCCAUUUAUGUGUCCUUGGGAACAAGUGGAUAAAGGAGCAAUUCGUUUCGUUUUAAGUGGUGCUAAUAUAAUGUGUCCUGGUCUUACGUCUCCUGGAGCUAAAAUGAUUUCAGUGCCAAAAGGAACAGUUGUUGCAAUAAUGGCAGAAGGUAAACAGCAUGCAUUGGCAGUAGGUAUUACUUCAAUGUCUACUGAUGAUAUAUUAAAAAUUAAUAAAGGAAUAGGUGUUGAAAAUGUCCACUAUCUAAAUGAUGGAUUAUGGCAGAUGAAACCAGUAAAAUAAUUAUUAUAACAAAUUUGAUAGUAAAAAAAUAUAAACUCUUUUGCUAAAUUAACAUCAAACUAUACUGAAAAAUAAAAUUUUGUUACUUCCAUGUGACUAUGUAUUUUUAAAUAGAAAAACUUUGUUUAAAC